This is a messenger RNA of Monomorium pharaonis (pharaoh ant), 821 nucleotides long. Its product is annotated as probable salivary secreted peptide. The transcript has a single exon. The record is from RefSeq and is a predicted model, not a curated record. Lineage: Eukaryota; Metazoa; Arthropoda; Insecta; Hymenoptera; Formicidae. The coding region runs from base 188 to 592 and encodes 134 amino acids.
AUCAGAUCGACUAUUUCGCAGAAUUUUCCAAAAGAAGGUGGUAUCGAUGAUAUACUUAUGAUAAGCGAGCGAUAAGCGAUUAUUGUGCACGUAUUUAAGCGCCGAUCGUUCGUUACGCCAACAGACUUCGAAUAGCAGUCUUCCUGCAGCGAUAGUGACGCGAUUUUCGAGUGUGAAAUAAGCCAAGAUGUCGGCGUACAAGUACAUAAUUGCUCUAGCCGUUCUAGUCGCUGCUCUGUUGACCGUCAGCACCGUACCAUCCGCUAAUGGAGCUGUCGCUUCCUAUGCGCCCGCCAACAAGUCGAAUCAUUUGAUCGUUGGCUACAGGAUGCCCGGUGAUAGGCUCGUUCUCAGACAAAGCAUCUACAAGAAAGCUGAAUGGAUGAAAGUUCAGGUUGUAGAGAAGAACUUCAAUGUCUCAAGAUGGGAGCGUAUCACACUGAUUCAAGCAUUAGACCAGCAGACGAAUGGAACAGGCGCCUUUCCUAGUAUUGUGCGAGGUGGAGUCGGAUACAACAACGUCACAUUAAAGUUCAAGAGUCAAAGAGGUUACGCUAUUAACUUUGUCGUUCAGCUUUAUUCACGACCUUAAUCAAUCAAGGAAGCAGCUUGUUCUUUGACUGCUAUAAGGAUUUCCCUGGAUGUGAAUAGGAUGAAGAAAUAAAAUUUUAAAAAUCUCUGAAAAGCUAUAUCAACUUAGUAUGUUCUGAGCUAUUUAUUAUUACAUUAUUGCUAAUGUUACUUAAAGAAGAUUGCUGAAUAUUGUUAUUCACUAAAACUUUUUGAUGUCUUAUAUACAACUAAUAAAUUAAUAUAAUUGA